Hemicordylus capensis (graceful crag lizard) is the source of this 6369-nucleotide messenger RNA. RefSeq names its product matrix remodeling associated 7 (gene MXRA7). The transcript has 4 exons. Lineage: Eukaryota; Metazoa; Chordata; Lepidosauria; Squamata; Cordylidae. The record is from RefSeq and is a predicted model, not a curated record. Bases 232 to 960 code for a protein of 242 amino acids.
CUAUCCAGCUUGAGAAGAGAAGGGAUUUCACCGACUGCCGCUGUCAGAGGCUAUUGUGUGAGCAUAUAGACGGAUGAAAUUAAGCAGAGCUGGUCAGUUGCGGAGCGGCGGCGGCGGCGGCGGCGGCAGAAGCGGGGCGAAGAGACUGGAGGGACCAAUUCUAAACUCAUCGGAGCAGCGGCUCCUGGUCAGUUGCAGCCCCAGCUCUUGUUGAGCCUCCUCCAGCCGAGUAUGGAUGUAGCAGUGGAGUUGUACCUUGCGGUCCCGCUGCUCUUCACAAUCCUGGCUGUUAUUCUAGCGUCGAUCUUUGUGAAGCUGCGGUCCUCCUCGGAAGGGGACAAAGCUGCGGAGGCGGCGGCGGCGGCAGCAGCAGCAAAAGGAGGAGAGCCCCAAGUCAAGGAGACCCAGGCGAGCGUGGCCGCAGAUCGGGUAGAUGGAGAAGAGAAAAGCCAGGAUGGCGAGGGGAAAGCGGGGACAGGCGGAGGCGGGCCUGAGCAAAACGAGGUGGAGGACGCCGCCGUCCACGACGCCGGGGAAGUAAGGGCAAGGGGAGAAAGGGUCCCUGUGCAGGAGAUCGGGGCUGAAGAGGCGGCGGGGGAGAAAGCAGAGGAGAAGAAAGAGCAGCAUGAGGGGGAGGCGGAGGCCGCUGCUGCGAGGACUGCCAAAGCAGAACAGCGGAGUCAUCCUCCCGAGGUGCAGAUUCCCAGCCAGGCUGCGGCGGCGGCGACUUCUCCUGCGGGGGAGCUAGAGGAGGAGGAGGACGACGACGAGGAGGAGGAGGACGAGGAGGAGAGCAAGGAGGAAGAUCAAGAAUCGGAAAAUGAAAAACUGGUGGUGAGGGAACCUGAGGCAGAAGAUGCAGAUGAACAGUUCUCCUUUAAAUAUAGUCCGGGAAAACUGCGGGGAAACCAGUAUAAAAACUUGAUGACCAAAGAAGAACUUGAAGAGGAACAAAGUUGAAGGAGUCACCUUAAGUGGUACAGCAGGGAAAUGCUUGACUAACAAGCAGAAGGUUGCCGGUUCGAAUCCCUGCUGGUAUGUUUCCCAGACUAUGAGAAACACCUAUAUUGGGCAGCAGUGAUAAAGGAAGAUGCUGAAUGACUUCAUCUUAUAUUGUGUGGGAGAUGGAAUGCUAAAACCCGCUCCUGUAGUCUACCAAGAAAACCACAGGGCUCUGUGGGCACCAGGAGUUGAAAUCGACUUGAUGGCACACUUUACCUUUACCUUUACUGUAGUUGACUCUUCCGAAAAGCUGGGGAAAGAGUUGUCACUGCAUUAGAAACAGAGAUCGACCCUUCCUAGCCUGGAGAUGAGGAAGCUCCACUGUUAUGUUUCUGGCUGUCAUGAGGAUAUUAAAGCCUUCUUGCAAGCAGGUGGGGAGGGGGAGAUAGCCACCCUGUGAGUAGUCAGGACGGGCACACUGUUGCAUGCUUGUUCAAGGUUGCAUCACUCAUCACAGGUACAUCUGACAAUAAAGCAUGGGUUCCCAACCUUUGGUCCCCAGAUGCUGGACUACAACUCCCAUUACCCCCCACCACAAUGGCCAGUGGCUAAGGGUGAUGUGAUUUGUAGUCCAACAACAUGAUCUUGAGAUCCAACGUGGGGAACCCCUGCACUAGCACCUGACAUGAUUUUGGUCAUUAACUAAAUUGAGUACGGUCUUUAUUCUUCACCCCUUGGAUGUGCUCCUGUCCAUUGAACUCCUCCACUUGCUUCUGCUUGACUCCUUUAUGGCAAACAUUUAUUAAAGGCAGGUCUGAUGCUCCUUUAUGGAAAAAAAUACCACACCUCGUGACUUCUGAAAACAUAGGAAGGCAAACAAAACUGCCUUUCUAGCCCCAUGUUUAUGGAUCCAAGGCAGCUGGAAUUGAUGGAAAUCAGUUUGGGAUUAAUUGCAUAUAAUUUAUAUACAAGCAGUUGCAUUGAUCAGAUUUCAGCUGUGGCUGACUGCAUGGCUGAACACUAUGAAUAAAUCCUUUAUCAGAGGUUUUAGAAGAAAACAAUUAUCUGUGCAAUUCCCAACAGUUCUUAUCCCUGGGGCAGAGCAUAUCUCUAUAGCAUUAGUCACCUGACUGUUGAUUAGGGUGGUCACCUCCAUUGCUGCUGGAAGAUAUUCCAAGGCUGGGAGGAACUGAUUCUUUGGAUAUUGCAGUCCUUGAAGUGCCUGCUUGCCUUCUAUCACAUGGUGCCUUUUUCAGAUGCCUUAUAGGACAGCCAGGGUGCAGACAGAGAAAAAGCUUGAGGAAUUUUUUAGGCAGGAGGAAAGAUGCUUUUGGGGGGAAGAAAAAUAUGUUUUGGGAAUUGAAGAUAUGGAGGCGGGUCUCACGAUCAGUGAGACCUGCUUUUGCUGCUAUUGCGGGGAGAGCGGGCUAAGCCCACUCUCCCCGCAGAUGAUCGCAGCGGGAGCCCUGGACGGCCGGAUUGGUCACCCACACGAUUGCUGACUCUGUGAUGGAGCUGGUGGGGGCUGGGGAGCUCGCGGGCAACAUGGCCCCUGGAAGCUCCAGUAUGCACUGUGCGAGCAUGCAGGGCAUACUGGGGAGACCCCCGGAGCCGGGAGGCGGCUUUUCACCUCCCCUCCGGGGGUCUACUCACGAGUAGCCACAGUGUGGAGCCGCACUGCGGCUACUCAUGAUCAGAUAGUCUGGGUUUGUGGAGCACUUGCUCUGCAAACCCGGGCUAAGGGGAGGGCUACAGAAGCGGGUGACCCCGGUGGCAAGCCCGGUGGUUUACAUGAUCGGCAAAAAUUGGGCUAGGCUCUCCUAGCCUGAUUUUUGCCGAUCGUGAGAAUAGCCCCAUGGACUGUUAGGCCUGGCGGGGGGAGUUUAGUAGAAUAAGGGGGCAAAUCCUCAAAUGCUUAGUGAGGAAUCUGCCCACCUGUAAGACAAAAGGGGCAGGCAAGUACAUGGUUUAUUGCAGUCUCCUGCUACAAAGGGAAAUAUUGGCCGCCUUUACACAUAUCGCCAAACUGGGUUGAUGAACCUGAGGUUACUCCUUGAACCUGGAAAUCGUCCCACAUAUGAUCUUCCCAACUGGGCUGGGGAACUGCGAGUUUCAGGGCAGAGGAACCACAUUCCAGCAAGUUCUGUAGCUCUCACAUCACCAGACUGUGGCCAAGGUGUCAGCAGAGCAGCAGGUAUUGGUCAUGAUCUGCAAGGGGGAAUGCCUGGCGUGAUUGUGCCUUUUCACCACGCACUGCCCACCCUUGGCAGAGAAUGGGCAUUUAAACCCUUUCCCUCACAACACUUGCACCACCGCCCUUGCAAGACCCCACAGCCAAACAAUUUCACACAAUCAUGAUUACUAGUAAUGGGGAUAUGGAAGGGGUACUAUAUUUCUGCUACUCUGGGAAGAGACCACAAUGACUUCCUAGGAGGGGAUAUGUAUAUGAGGACAGCCAAAGGAUCCUGGGGUCUGGUCCACUGUGACAAAGGAUGUUCCUGUGAUGGCAGACCUGGUCAAAGCAUUACAGGAACCCCCAACACACUCCUGCCCCCAUGUCAGCUUGUUGGCUGGGGAUUAGCUCUCUCAUGAGACGGCCAGUCCACUGGGGAGGACCAGAGGCUCCAUGAGUUUUGGCCCUCUGUUGGACUGCACUCUCAUGGGUUAGCCCAUCCAACUAUAGGGGACCCCUCUUUUUUCCUGUUAAAAAUAGAACUCCUACUCCACACCUUCCCCUCCAGACUUAACCCCUACAUACUCCCAAGGAGUCUGGGCCACUCCAUGUGUCCAGCCACUUCCCUGUGGGCUCAGUCUGGCAAGAUCAGGGAUGGCUCCUAGCACACAUUCAAAAUUCCCGGGCUUGGACUGGAAUUGCAGUGUAUGCAGAUUGACCAUUGCGGAGAAUUGAAGGUGAGGUGAGCCCGUAUUUCCAGCAAUCCCUGGCAAGCUGGGUUGCUGCGGUGGGCAAAAAUAAACAUUCAUAUGUGCCAAGGGGAGACCAGAUUGCCAUAGUGAGUGCUUUCACUCCUGCUGCCUGCCAGUCACUGUGACCUUGAAAGGUGUUGGUGUAGCACCCUUCCCUGGGGCCUGCGUAGAUCUAGCAUUGUGGCUGGGUGGCAAUAGCCCCAUUCUCCAUGGCCUUUCAGUCUCCAUGGCCUUUCACUCCCAUGAGAGAGUGGUCCGAUGCAGAGCAUUACCCAUCAACAUCACAAAGGAAGAAUCUCUCUGUGAUUUGAUUGAAUAAUCAGCCUAGAAAGAGCCCCUGGUGGUGCAGUGGUAAAACUGCUGCCCUGUAACCAGAAGUUUACAAGUUCGAUCCUGACCAGGGGCUCAAGGUUGACUCAGCCUUCCAUCCUUCCGAGGUCGGUAAAAUGAGUACCCAGAAUGUUGGGGGCAAUAUGCUAAAUCAUUGUAAACCGCUUAGAGAGCUCCGGCAAUAGAGCGGUAUAUAAAUGUAAGUGCUAUUGCUAUUGCUAAUGCUCCAAGUGGGUGGUUCUUCUCAUGAAUAAUGCCAUAGAGUGAAACUGUACACAUGAGCGGUGUGUAGAGCCUGGAGGGUUAGGUGGGGAGAGCAGGCUUAGCCCUGGGUGGGCUUCACCCUUAGUCUGGGAGCCCUGGGCAGCUGAAUCGGCCACCCACACAACUACCGGCUCUGUCACGGAGCCAGUAGGGGCUGUGGGGAUUGGGGGCCACCUGGCCCCUGCAAGUCCCAGGAUGCCCCAUGCUAGUGCACGGGGCACUCUGGGGAGACCCCCAAGACUGGGAGCCUUGUUUUAGCCUCCCGGCAGGUGUCUCCUCACAAGUUGCUGCGGCACAGAGCCAUGCCGUGGCGACUCUUGAUUGUCAAAAUGGUGGUUCUCAUGAUGGGGGAAACCCGGCUGGGCUUCUUUAGUCCAGUUUCCCCCUUUUGUGAGAACAGCCUCAGAGUGUGCUUGCGCCAGGGAGAAGGGGCUGGGUCCCCCUUCCCCAUCAAACCUGUACAAAAAUUAAGGCAGAGCCGCUCAAGAAUUCCGGGGGCUACCUUUCAGCCUAGACCCCGGGUAUCACUCUCCUGGCAUGUGUUUUCUUUGUCGGGAAACAACCAGGUUGUCCAGUUCAUGGUGCCACCGGGGCUCAACGUGCUUGUGCAGAUACAUCUCCAUCACUUUAUACUUCAUUUGUGGAUACCAUUCCAAAGGGUGGGUGGGGUGACAUGGAACACAGUAUAGAGUGAGCAUCCCCCAAUGCGGCUUGUCCCUUUGACAUGUUUUGAAGCUUGGAACAUAGCAACGCAGCAUCCCUGUUACUAGGAAAUGGCUGGAGGAGUGUGAGUCCAUGGUGGGGGAGUGCUCAGAGAGGUGGCCAAUGAGAAGCACAGCAGGCAUAGAGCUGGCAUGUUUCUGGGCUGGGCUGAGCCGCCCUCUCUAUGGUUUUGGCACAGCACAAAACCCAGGUUACACUGCGGCAGAAUUUGGAUGUCAUGAUGGCACCUCCAAACCUGGGGUACAAGCAGCAAAACUUACUACAAACUGAAGGUUCUUGAGUACAGUGGGGCUUGCUCUCUAGUAAGCCUGUUUUAGAAAUUCACAGUUUGAGGAGUGAAACCUCGGGUCACUUUUGUGAUGAAAUUGAAACAUCAUGCAUUUGGAUGACCACGAAAGCAAACCUCUGCCUCACUUGCCUCCAGUCUGGUGUUAUGUCCAAAGGCCACUAUUUAAUCAUUCCCUCCCAGCCUCGGAAAACAUACAGCAGCACUAGCCUAAGCAUGUUGAGCAAGUCCCUGAGUACAAUGUACAGUAAGCCUGUUUUAGAAAUACAGCUCUAAAGAAAUAGCAGCAUGGAUCAAUGGUGGGGAAGGGGUUUGCUCAUUUUUGUGUGAUAAAGAAUGCUUGUGACACUGCUCUACUUGGUAAAAUCAAAACCAAAUUUUCACACCCAGAAAAUAACAAGAAAAAUCGUGGAAUAGGGCCAAAGGGCUUCCUGCUCUUGCAAAUGGCUUGGUGACUCCCACUUGUAUAAUUGCUUCAUGAUGUGAUUAACUGGGCUUAUUUUCUUUUCCCUCACCCUCCCUUUUUUUGGUAAAGUUUGUUUGGUCAGAGCUAUGUAGAAAUGUGCUUAUUAAUGAAUGGUCUGACCAGGCAUGGGUCAUAUCCUUGCAAACCUAAUAUAUGUAACCAAUAACUUCUAAAGCCAUCAGCUUGCUUUAAAAGCAUAAAAUAUGUUAACAACAACAACAACAAAAUAGCAUGGGUUUCAUAAUGUCUGAGCACUUUUUGUACUCUCCAGUUGUUCUCUUAACCAUUGUUUCAAUAAUAAUGAGGGCUAUACGCGCUAUUAUUUAAAAUAGCAGCGAUUUAAACUAUUUCUUCUUCUGGCAUCUCAGUAAGCAUUUUCCUGAGUUUUACAAUAGCAUAAAGAGCUGAAAAUAACAGGCAGCAACACAUUCUA